AACCCCACCCUAAACCCCUCCCUCCUCCUCCUCCUCCUCCUCCUCUUCUUCCUCCUCAGCUGGGAGAAGUUUGCAGCAGUCUAACAGCAGCGUGUUUCACUGAGAGCAGCAGAGCAAGAGGAGAGGCUUUCUGUCUGAUUUUACUCACAGCUUCUGAUUUGAAUUUGAAUCCGAGUCGUCACUGAUGUCGCCUAAGUAGCAGCUGCAAACGGACUCAAGUCUGUCGGAGGUGCUGGAAACCUACAGCGGGAGGAAGAGGAGCAGAGGCAAACUGACUGAAGAAGAAGAAGACAGUCCCGUUGAUAAAGUCGUCAGGAUGAACAACAACAAAAGCGAGAAGGAGACCGAGCCGAGUGAGUUCACCAACCACGAGGAAGAGGUCCGGACGCUCUUCGUCAGUGGGCUGCCGCUGGAUAUCAAGCCUCGUGAGCUCUACCUCCUCUUCAGACCUUUUAAGGGAUAUGAAGGCUCCUUGAUAAAACUCACAUCCAAACAGCCGGUGGGCUUUGUCAGCUUUGACAGCCGAUCAGAGGCCGAGGCAGCGAAGAACGCCCUGAAUGGGGUCCGGUUCGAUCCAGAGAUCCCUCAGACCCUCCGGCUGGAGUUUGCCAAGGCUAACACCAAGAUGGCCAAGAACAAGCUGGUGGGCACCCCCAACCCCCUCCCCUCCCAGCAGAGCCCUGGGCCCCAGUUCAUCAGCAGAGACCCCUAUGAGCUCACAGUACCCGCUCUCUAUCCCAGCAGCCCUGAUGUGUGGGCAUCAUACCCGCUGUACCCGGCGGAGCUGUCUCCUGCACUGCAACCCGCUUUCACCUACCCCUCCUCGCUGCACGCUCAGAUCCGCUGGCUCCCUCCUGCAGAUGGAAGUCCUCAGGGAUGGAAGUCCAGGCAGUUCUGCUGAAGUACGUGCUCCUGAUGUGUGAUGGUGUGCGGCUGUGAUGGUGUUGCUGCCUCUCGUGUCCCGUUAAAGGAGGAGGACUGCCCCCCCCCCCCUCGAAGCAGCACCGUCGCAGCCUCCUGGGCCUCAGGACAGACCGCCCCCCCCCCCCUGCCUCCAUCACACAUCGAGCCCCCCCCCCCCUUCCCCCAACUGUUUUUUAUACUGUUACACACUCCUCUUCGCAGUGACAGUGCUCCCUCCUGGUGAAGGUACCCCCCCAUGUUAGCACUGCUCGCUAAUGUUAUUACUAUAAUUAUUACUACUCUGUAUAUCAUUAAUAUUAAUGUUAUUAUUAUGAUUAUUACAUACAUGUUAAGCAUGACUUUGCAAAAAAAGGAAAAAACCCAAUGCUGUACAUUUUUAGAUAUUUUAAAGAAAUACAAAAAAGUAUUUUUGUAAUCGAAACUGUUUGAAAUGUUUGAUCCUGUGUGUGAGGAACAAUAUGUGUGAUAUCAUAAAAUAAUGAGUCAUCAUAAAGACAAUGAGUCAUCAUAAAAUAAUCAAGUCAUAAAAUGAGUGGCCGUGAUGCACCAAAGCAGAGUGUGUCUGCUUUUCUACUUCCUGUUUCUACGUGUGGGUACCCGAUGGAGCCAACAUGUAGUCCCGAUGGGGCCAACAUGUAGUCCUGAUGGAGCCAACAUGUAGUCCUGAUGGAGCCAACAUGUAGUCCUGAUGGAGCCAACAUGUAGUUCUGAUGGAGCCAACAUGUAGUCCUGAUGGAGCCAACAUGUAGUCCUGAUGGAGCCAACAUGUAGUUCUGAUGGAGCCAACAUGUAGUCCUGAUGUAAUUUUAAUGGAGACCACAUGUAGUAGUAAAGCCAACAUGUAGUCCUAAUACAGCCAACUUGUGAUCCUGACAUAGUCCUGAUGGAGCCAACAUGUAGUCCUGAGGGAGCCAACAUGUAGUCCUUCUUUUUCUUCUUCUUCUUGUUCUCCUUGUUCUCCUUGUUUUCCUACCGGGGACAGUUGUAGACGGGUGUAUUUGGGUGGAGUUGUUCUCCUCCUGACGGCUGUGGUCCUCGCUGAGAUGUCUUGUGAAGUUUGACGUUAUUUGAGCUUCCUGUCUCCUUUGGUGUGACAGCAGGGAGCCGCUCAGCGUCUGAAAGGAAGCAUUUAGUCUCUUUCAUCUAUUUUUAGUGAUUUGCUCGUUGAUGAUUGGAUAAAAUACUCUUUGUGUGUAUUCUGGGCCUGCAAUAAUCUUUGCUGUCUGACACAUCACUGAUCACACUCCUGUGACACUGUGACGCCCCCUUGAUGUGGCGUUCUUAGAAAACUUCGUGAAGAGGCCGGGUCACGCUGAGAAACAGUCCUCCCUGUGAUGUUAAAUCAUAUAGCCAGUGUUUGUAAUGAAUAAUAAUAUUAAUAUGCACAUCAUGAUUCUGUUUCUACAAACAUUUUUUAAGCCAAGUGUGGCAGCAGAUUUACUAGAACAAGUAUUUAUAAGGUGUGUGUGUGUGUGUGUUUUUUUUGGGUAUGAUGUUUUUAAAGUAAGAUGCCCAUCAUAUAACUCUCUGUAAGUAUUCCUGUAAGUCUAACUGUAUAUUCCUUUGGUAAUUUUGUAGAGCUUUGUGUGUUUGUAUAUGAACAAUGAUAAUCACUGUGAGCUGCAGAAGUCAGCAGUGUGUACUGUGUGUGUUCCUGCUCCUCGUGUACAGUGUGUGUGUGUGUGUGUGUGUGUGCGUGUGCGUGUGCGUGUGCGUGUGUGUGUGUGUGCGUGUGCGUGUGCGUGUGCGUGUGUGUGUGUGUGUGUGUGUGUGUGUGUGUGUGUGUGUGUGUGAAGCAACAAAAAAAGUGAUCAAAAUGAGUUUUUAUGAAAAUGUAAAGACAUUAAAGAUUGACGUCAUGUCAAGAUUACA
Molecule: messenger RNA, 2796 nt
Organism: Eleginops maclovinus (Patagonian blennie)
Lineage: Eukaryota; Metazoa; Chordata; Actinopteri; Perciformes; Eleginopidae
Product: RNA-binding protein with multiple splicing-like
Exons: 9
Coding region: 317-901 (194 amino acids)
Molecular function (GO): mRNA binding
Source: RefSeq, a predicted model, not a curated record